Dendroctonus ponderosae (mountain pine beetle) is the source of this 770-nucleotide messenger RNA. RefSeq names its product endoglucanase. NCBI's taxonomy places the organism in Eukaryota, Metazoa, Arthropoda, Insecta, Coleoptera, Curculionidae. Gene Ontology annotation, molecular function: cellulase activity. The record is from RefSeq and is a predicted model, not a curated record. Gene Ontology annotation, biological process: carbohydrate metabolic process.
UGGCAAACAUGAAGCUCUCUGCAGUGCUUCUGGUUUUAGCAGUUAGCGCCUACGUAGGCGCCCAGGAACUGGAUAUCAUCCCAGUGGUGGGAGGUUUAAGCGGAAGUGGAACCACCACUCGCUACUGGGACUGUUGCAAGCCUUCGUGCUCCUGGGAGGGCAACUUGAAUGGUACUGGCAAGACGAUCCCAACGCGCUCUUGUGCAGCCGAUGGAGAAACCACAAUAGAUCCAGACACGCUUUCUGGAUGCGGAGAUGGAGGCACUUCGUACAUGUGCACCGACCAGGAACCAUUCGUCUACAACGAGACCAUCACUUUGGGUUUUGUUGCUGCUUCUUUCACCGACGGUGCCGACUACUCCCAGUGCUGCUCUUGCAUGCUUCUCUCAUUCAGUGAGCAGAUCGCGAAUAAAAAAAUGGUCGUCCAAGUGACCAACACCGGAAGCGAUUUGAGUAGGAACCACUUCGACAUUGCCAUGCCUGGAGGAGGGGUCGGAAUCUUCAAUGGAUGCACCAAGCAAUGGGAGGCCCCUACUGAUGGGUGGGGCGACCGAUAUGGAGGCGUGCACUCUAUUGAGGACUGCGAAAACCUCCCAGAAAAGUUGCAGGAGGGAUGCAAAUGGAGGUUCCAAUGGUUCGAGGGUGCGGACAAUCCCACUGUCGAAUUCAUCCAAAUCGAGUGUCCUCAGCAACUGAUUGAUAUCAGCGGUUGUAUUUGAAUUGUUUUGGAAAAAGUGAAGUAGUUAUGUAACGUUUUGUUUUUCUCGAAA